This is a messenger RNA of Hordeum vulgare subsp. vulgare (domesticated barley), 958 nucleotides long. RefSeq lists its product as uncharacterized. The transcript has a single exon. Lineage: Eukaryota; Viridiplantae; Streptophyta; Magnoliopsida; Poales; Poaceae. The record is from RefSeq and is a predicted model, not a curated record. Bases 94 to 681 code for a protein of 195 amino acids.
GCCAGUGCACUCAGAGCGAGCGAAGAGACGUGGAGCAGAGCGGCUGCAAAUAAAACAGAGUGCUCUGCAUAUAGUCGAGAGCGCCAAGGGGCUAUGCUAUUGCUGCAGAUAAUGCAGGGCGCCACCAGCAACCAUCGAUGCGCGACGCUCUCCACCGCACGCUGCGGUGUCCUCCCCGCCCACCCACACCCGCGGGUCGCCGUCCCCGUGCCACGCCGGCGCGCGCGCGCGGUCACCGCCGUCUCGGCCAGGCCACGCCGCGGAGGCGCGCGCGGGGACCGCUCAUGGGACGACGACGGAGGCGGCGGCGACGAGGACGGCAUCGACGAGAGCUUCUUCGGGGACGCGCGAUACGAGGAAGAAGACGAGCCGGAGGAGGAGGAGCCGCCGCCUUUGGGGCCGGGGCGACGGACGGCCGCAUCGCCGGAGUCGGCCGGGGGGCAGCUGCGCGGGUCGGACGUGCUGCGCGCGCUGCAGCGGGCGGCCGCCGCGAAGGAGGCCAAGAAGAGGAGCAAAAGGGGCGCCGGCGCAGCGCGGCCGGCGGCCACCCGGCGGAAGGAGAAGGCCGUGGGGGAGGCGGUGACGGGGGAGGUGAGGCCGAUAGAGAUAAGGCGCGAGUGGGCGCCGAGGAUCCGGGAGCUGGAGCUCAGGGUGCAGCAGCUGCUCCACAAGCACCAGUAGGAACCGCAAAUCGUAGGCCCUGUUUGUUUCAUAAGUCCUAUGACUUUUUUUAAGUCCUAACUUAUAAGUCAUAAGUCCCUACCUGUUUGUUUACAGGGACUUAUAAGUCCCGAGUUCCUACCUGUUUGUUUACGGGGACUUAUAAGUCCAUGUUGCACCAUACCAGUUGCUACAUGUGUUAGCAAAAAUUCAACAACCCUAAUGCAGUACUCGAUCAAGCUGAGACGUAGGUACCAUACCAGGAUAUUUACUAGCGAACCUGCAGAUGAACUAGCGA